AGGAGAAGGAGCUGACUCCUAACGUGAGUCCCAAAGGGUUCCUUGUGGGAAUACUGUACUGAAUUGCUGACUCUUGAUAACUGCAAACAGCAGUACUUCGAGAUCCGGUCCCGCAACAUCAAGAAGCUCAUAGAGUCCAAGAGCCCUUACCCCUACCCCCACAAGUUCAACCGCGACUACGACCUCAACAACUUCGUCAAGGACUUUGGUCACCUCAAGUCUGGCGAGCACAGCAAGGACAAGGUCCUCCGCGUGGCUGGCAGGAUAUACAACAAGCGUGCUUCUGGCAACAAGCUGCUCUUCUACGACAUCUACGGCAACAAUGGCGUCAAGGUCCAGGUCAUGUGCCAGGCGCAAGAAGUCAGCGAGGGCUCGCCAGCCUUUGAGGACCAGCACACCCACAUCCGCAGAGGUGAUGUCAUUGGUAUUGUCGGCUACGCCGGCCGCACCGCACCCAAGACCAAGAUCGAAAAGGGCGAGGAGGGCGAGCUCUCCGUCUUUGCGACCGAGGUCGUUCUGCUCGCGCCCUGCUUGCACCAGCUGCCCGACGAGUACUACGGCUUCAAGGACCAGGAGCAGCGCUACCGCAAGCGGUACCUCGACCUGAUGAUGAACCCGACCGUCUUCAACACCUUCCGCACGCGCACCAAGAUCAUCAAGUACGUCAAGAACUACCUCGACAAUGCUGGUUUCGAGGAGGUCGAGACUCCCAUCCUCAACAUGAUUGCUGGCGGUGCCACCGCGAAGCCCUUCACCUCCCACCUGAACGACUACAACAUGGACGUCUUCUUGAGAAUCGCCCCCGAGCUGCCUCUCAAGAUGUUGAUUGUCGGCGGUUACGACAAGGUUUACGAAAUUGGCCGCCUCUUCAGAAACGAGGGCGCCGAUCUCACCCACAACCCCGAGUUCACCACCUGCGAGUUCUACGAGGCGUACGCCGACUACGAGGACCUGAUGAAGCGCACCGAGGAGCUCGUGUCCGGCAUGGUCAAGCACCUGACCGGCGGCUACACCACCGAAUUCACCAACCAGCACGGCGAGAAGUACAACGUCAACUGGGAGGCACCCUGGCGGCGCGUGUCCAUGAUCCCCGCCCUCGAGGAGGCCACGGGCGAGAAGUUCCCUGCCGCCGAGGACCUCCACACCGACGAGGCCCGCGAGUUCCUCAAGGGCGUCUGCAAGAAGAUGAAGGUCAACUGCCCCGAACCCCAGACCACCGCCCGCAUGCUCGACAAGCUCACGGGCGAGUUCAUCGAGGAGACGGCUGUCAACCCGACCUUUAUCAUUGAGCACCCCAAGAUCAUGUCGCCCCUGGCCAAGGACCACCGCAGCAAGCCCGGCUUGACCGAGCGCUUCGAGGCUUUCGUGUGCAAGAAGGAGAUUGCCAACGCCUACACAGAGUUGAACCAGCCGUUCGAGCAGCGGCUGCGGUUCGAGGAGCAGGCCCGGCAGAAGGACCAGGGUGACGAGGAGGCCCAGACCAUCGACGAGACCUUCCUCAACGCCCUCGAACACGCCCUGCCCCCGACAGCCGGCUGGGGUCUCGGCAUCGACCGCCUCGUCAUGUUCCUCACCAACAACUACAGCAUCAGGGAGGUGCUGCUGUUCCCGUUCAUGAACCCCGAGCAGAAGAAGGAGAAGACUGUCGGCACUGAUGGUGCCGAGGAGCCCAAGGUCCCCAUCGAAGGCAUUGCGCACAAGUAAACUGCUAGUCAGCAGUGCUUCACCGACGACACGAAAAUGUUCCAGCAGGAAGAAAAACAAGAGAAACCGCCUUGUCUGGAUGAGAGCUGAAGUGAUGAUAAGCCACAGGUAGAAAACCCUUAUUUGGCGUACUUGGCGUACAAUAAAAGACAGCUAGAAACAAAAUACAGUAAAAUCAGCCUA
Molecule: messenger RNA, 1887 nt
Organism: Microdochium trichocladiopsis
Lineage: Eukaryota; Fungi; Ascomycota; Sordariomycetes; Xylariales; Microdochiaceae
Exons: 2
Coding region: 343-1704 (453 amino acids)
Biological process (GO): lysyl-tRNA aminoacylation
Cellular component (GO): cytoplasm; cytosol
Molecular function (GO): ATP binding; lysine-tRNA ligase activity; tRNA binding
Source: RefSeq, a predicted model, not a curated record